UCAACAGGUAGAACAGGAAGUAUGUUGGCUUGAAAGAGUUGCAAAAUGCGACCUGCUGUUACAAUCAUCUGUUUUUUAGUUACCAUCAUCCUUCAGACAGGUCAGUCGGCUGGGAUAGAAACAAAGGAGACUGUUUGGGCAGCAGUAGGAGACCAAGCUUCUCUAAGCUGUCGGCUCACUGAGGAUAAAAACAUCCUUGAGAUCAGCUGGCUGAAGGUUCUUUCUGAUGGAGAGAAGACACUCGCCACCUACAUCAAGGACUUUGGUUCCAGAGUGAGACCUGAUCUGGAGGAGAAGAUGGAUUUUCAGUAUGAAUCUCUGCAUAGCUGCUCCAUGGUGAUCAGGAAGGUGAUGGAGGAGGAUGAAGGCUGCUACCGAUGUUUGUUUAACACCUAUCCUAAAGGAGCGCUGAUAGGCUGGACCUGCAUAAAACUCUGUGAGCUGCAUGGACCCUUCAUUACUAUCAGCAGAUCAAACUUUCCUCCAGGGUCGGUUGUGACCUGUUCAGCCACAGGUCGACCU
This is a messenger RNA of Poecilia latipinna (sailfin molly), 522 nucleotides long. RefSeq names its product OX-2 membrane glycoprotein-like. Lineage: Eukaryota; Metazoa; Chordata; Actinopteri; Cyprinodontiformes; Poeciliidae. The annotation marks the transcript as partial. Gene Ontology annotation, biological process: negative regulation of neuroinflammatory response; heterotypic cell-cell adhesion. The record is from RefSeq and is a predicted model, not a curated record. Gene Ontology annotation, molecular function: cell-cell adhesion mediator activity. The transcript has 3 exons. Gene Ontology annotation, cellular component: cell surface; axon; neuronal cell body.